Penicillium mononematosum is the source of this 1005-nucleotide messenger RNA. Its product is annotated as NAD(P)H-dependent flavin oxidoreductase. The transcript has 2 exons. Lineage: Eukaryota; Fungi; Ascomycota; Eurotiomycetes; Eurotiales; Aspergillaceae. The record is from RefSeq and is a predicted model, not a curated record. Bases 1 to 1005 code for a protein of 334 amino acids. Gene Ontology annotation, molecular function: nitronate monooxygenase activity.
AUGUCUCUCGAAACACCACUAUGCUCUCUGCUCAAGAUCCAACAUCCAGUGCUGCUAGCUGGCAUGGCCCGCGCAUCUGGAGCUCCACUGGCAGCAGCAGUAUCUAACGCCGGCGGUCUUGGUACAAUCGGUGGACUAGGAUAUACACCAGCACAACUAUCAGAGAUGCUCACAGAGCUCAAGUCACUCCUCCGGGAUCCCUCUCUCCCCUUCGGCGUGGAUCUCGCCCUUCCCCAAGUCGGAGGCUCAGCGCGCGCAACAAACCACGACUACACACACGGCCAGCUGGAUGAGUUAAUUGAGGUGACCAUCUCGCACGGCGCCAAGCUCUUCGUCUCCGCUGUCGGCAUCCCGCCAGCGAAGACCAUCAAACGACUCCAUGAGGCCGGCAUCCUGAUUAUGAAUAUGGUCGGUGCGCCGAAGCACGCCCAUAAGGCAUUAAAGGCGGGCGUCGAUAUUGUCUGUGCGCAGGGCGGCGAGGGCGGCGGUCAUACCGGCGAAGUGCCCUUCUCCGUUCUCGUACCUGCUAUCGUGGAUGUGGCGCGGCAGUAUAAGAGUCCCUUGACUGGUCAACCGGCGCUUGUCGUUGCAGCUGGUGGUAUUAACGAUGGACGCAGUCUGGCGGCGUCGUUGAUGUUUGGUGCUGCCGGUGUUUGGGUGGGCACGCGGUUUGUGGCUUCCGAGGAGAGCGGCGCUAGUCGCUUGCAUAAGGAGGCUGUUGUUGGGGCGCAGUUUGGUGAGACCAAGCGCACGCUUGUUGUCUCUGGUCGGCCUCUGCGCAUGCUGCCAAAUGACUAUAUCAAGGAAGGUGUUGUUCCUAUGAUGCAUGAUUUGGAGAACGAGAAGGACAUCGAUAUGCCGUUCCUCAUGGGCGAUGUCUCGGCCAGUGUCAAGAAUAUCCAACCAGCCGGGACCAUUGUGAAGGAAAUGGUCCAGCAGGCUGUCGAGAUGCUCAAAGUUGGAGGCUCAUAUAUCACUUCCACAGGGUCUGCGAGUAAACUAUAG